Molecule: messenger RNA, 1286 nt
Organism: Osmerus eperlanus (European smelt)
Lineage: Eukaryota; Metazoa; Chordata; Actinopteri; Osmeriformes; Osmeridae
Gene: trim63a
Product: tripartite motif containing 63a
Exons: 1
Coding region: 182-1213 (343 amino acids)
Biological process (GO): protein ubiquitination
Cellular component (GO): cytoplasm
Molecular function (GO): zinc ion binding; ubiquitin protein ligase activity
Source: RefSeq, a predicted model, not a curated record
CCUGGGUAGAUCAAAAAUAAACUCAGCCGAGAGAGACACAGCACCGUAGCUUCCAAGGAACAAACAAGAAGCACAAAAGGGACAGACCCCGAUCCUGAACCCAAAGACCCAAAGAAGACCCUAAGGACCUCAGAGGAUUUUAAGGAACAAAUCCCCAAGCAAUCGAGCCCACACCCACACCAUGGAUAUCCAGACCAGCCAAGUGGUGCGACCUCCCAGCCCGAUGGAGAGCCUUGAGAGGCAGCUGAGCUGCCCCAUCUGCCUGGACAUGUUCACCAAGCCCGUGGUCAUCCUGCCCUGCCAGCACAACCUCUGUCGCGGCUGCGCCAGCGACCUCUACGACUCCCGCAACCCCUACCACUACUCCGGGGGCAUCUUCCGCUGCCCCACCUGUCGCUUCGAGGUGGUGCUGGACCGCCACGGCGUCUACGGCCUGCAGAGGAACCUGCUGGUGGAGAACAUCAUCGACCUCUACAAGGCCCAGCAGGAGAAGGGCGGCGAGAGCGUGGGCGGAGGGUCUCCGGAGCCUCCGAUGAAGGACAAGGACACCAAGGAGGCCAAGUGCAAGGAGCACGAGGACGAGAGGAUCAACAUCUACUGCGUCACCUGCCAGACCCCCACCUGCUCCAUGUGCAAGGUGUUCGGCCAGCACAAGGACUGCGAGGUGACCACGCUGGAGAGCGUCUACCAGACCCAGAAGGCCGAGCUGCGCAACGCCGUGGAAAUGCUCGCGGCGGGCAACAGCUGCGUCCAGGCGGUCAUGGCCCAGCUGGACGACAUGAGCAAGAGCAUCCAGGAGAACGGGGAGCUGCAGAAGAGACACCUGAGCGAGAGCUUCGACCUGCUCUACGCCAUCCUGGAAGAGCGCAAGGGCCAGCUGGUGGAGAAGAUCAGCCAGGAGGAAGAGGAGAAGGUCCAGGUGAUCAGGUCUCUAGUGGAACAGCACAAGGUGCAUCUUGAGGCUAGCAACCAGCUGAAGGAGAGGGCGUCGAAGAGUUUGGAGCUGGGAGGGGCGGCGGAGUUCCUGGUGAGCGCCAAGGAGCUGAUGUCCCAGGCCAAGGAGGUAGCCAGGGGAGCCCAGGUACAGAGGCCAGAGCCAGGCUACGAAAGCAUGGACCACCUCGUCGUAAACACAGAGGAUGUGGAGGUCCUUCUAGCCCAGAUGGACUUUGGAGUCAAUGAUGACGAUGUAGAGUCAGAAGAAGACGAAUAGGAGGAGGAAUAAUGACUUUCCCUUUCAAGACAAAGACUUUUAGUAGAAGUAUGGGAAAGUUGAAGUAAAGACU